AUGGUUCGGACGAUCGGCAUAGUAGGCGGAGUUGCGUGGCCCAGCACACUUGUUUACUACAAGGUUGCCAACGAAUACUACAAGCAGCAGACGGGAACCAAUGGGCUCAACACACCGAAUCUCGUCAUUAGCCAGUGCGAUUUCGCUUUGAUUGAGCACGCGCAAAAGGAAAACCGGUGGGAAGAGGUUGGCCGGUUACUUGCCAACGAGGGCAAGAAGCUCAAGGCAGCUGGCGCCGACUUUUUCCUCCUGGCCUGCAACACGGUCCACACUGCUGAUGAGCACGUCCGUAACGGGGUCGAUUUGCCCAUGCUGCACAUUGUCGACGCUGCUGCCCAGGCGGCUCUUGAGAAAGGCCUGACGACAGUCGGCCUCCUUGGAAGCAGAUACACCAUGACCGGGACCUACUUUGUCAAGCGGUUGCAGGACAAGUAUGGUCUUCGCGUCCUCGUUGCUGAAGGCGAGCACGAGACCAACGUUCACAACGCCCUCUACCAGGAGCUCGCCAAGAACAUUUUCCUGGACAUCACAAGGGUCAAGUUCAACAACGCCAUUGCUGACCUGGCUUCUCGUGGCGCUCAGGCUGUCAUCCUCGGUUGUACCGAGUUUGGCAUGCUUGUCCGCGAGGAGGACAGCCCUGUGCCCAUCAUCGACACGAGCAUUGUACACGCCCGCGCCGCUGUGGACCUUGCGCUUCAGGAAGGAGAGAUACAGAUUGAUAAUGGUUACGUGAAGCUGGGUUGA
Colletotrichum costaricense is the source of this 744-nucleotide messenger RNA. RefSeq names its product aspartate racemase. Bases 1 to 744 code for a protein of 247 amino acids. The transcript has a single exon. Gene Ontology annotation, molecular function: amino-acid racemase activity. The record is from RefSeq and is a predicted model, not a curated record. Lineage: Eukaryota; Fungi; Ascomycota; Sordariomycetes; Glomerellales; Glomerellaceae.